Molecule: messenger RNA, 1398 nt
Organism: Capsicum annuum
Lineage: Eukaryota; Viridiplantae; Streptophyta; Magnoliopsida; Solanales; Solanaceae
Product: protein HEAT-STRESS-ASSOCIATED 32
Exons: 5
Coding region: 265-1125 (286 amino acids)
Source: RefSeq, a predicted model, not a curated record
AGAUAAAUUUUCAUUAGCUUACUGAAAAAAAAGCAGUGUCUCAUACGUGUCAAAAAGGAAGAAACUAGAAAACUCUUUUCCUGUAUCUGCCCAUAACCGAAACAGCUAGUGUUGGUUCUAGAAACCGCUGAAACCUUCUUCUAAUCACAAUUGAAAUUCAAUAUUUUCAAAUUGAAUCCCGUCGUUCUUCUGAGCGUUUGCAUCUCUCUCUCUUUUUUCUCCACUGUGUGUGUGCGUGUGUGAAGGAGGAGGAGGAAUCAAAAGAUGGCAGCAUACAGGUGGAAGAGUUUCAAUGAUGAUGGAGAUCGUCCUGAAAAACCUCGUCGUUAUGGCGUUACAGAAAUGAAGAGUCCCCACUAUUCCCUUUUCUCCAGAGGCCUUAUUGAGGAUGUUUUUGAGAGUAUGGGUCAGUUUGUUGAUGGGCUGAAAUUAUGUGAUGGAUCUCACACUUUGGUGCCAAAGACUUACCUUAAAGAAGUGACUGAUAUAGCACAUAAACACAAUGUUUAUGUAAGUUCUGGUGAUUGGGCAGAUCAAAUGCUUCGCCAAGGUCCUUCUGCUUUUAAAGAAUAUAUAGAGGAAUGUAAGCAAUUGGGGUUUGAUACAAUUGAGCUUGAUGUUGCAUCACUUGGUCUACCUGAGGAGACCCUCUUGAGAUAUGUGCGGCUGAUUAAGAGCGGUGGGCUCAGAGCUAAGCCUCAGUUCUCUGUUAAGUUUAAUAAGUCUGAUAUAGCCUUCACAGGCGACAGAGCUUUUGGGGCUUAUGUGAUUCCUCCACCUCAAACCUCUGAGAUGGUUGAAGAUGUGGAUCUUUUAGUGAGAAGGGCAGAGAGAUGCUUAGAAGCUGGGGCAGACAUGAUAAUGAUCAAUGCUGAUGAUUUGUGUAGGCAGGCUGAUUUACUCAGAUCAGAUAUGGUUGCGAAGAUUGUGGGCCGUCUUGGACUUGAGAAAACUAUGUUUGAGGCAUCAAAUCCUAAAAUCUCUGAGUGGUUUGUUAAACGUUAUGGUCCAAAGGUUAAUCUUUUCGUGGAUCACUCGCAAGUGAUGGAUCUGGAAUGCCUUAGAGGACGUAACCUGGGUCAAAAUAACGCAUCUGUACUUGGCAGGUCAUAUUUUCUGCUCUGAUUUUGUGGUGUCCAUAGAGAAAAAUGUUCACAUUGCAUGUAGCCAACAACUUAUCUCUGUAAUGCUUUGCUGGUCAUGUUCAGAUCGUGUUUGAACUUUAAAUGGGAAAAAAAAUGUAUUUCAUGUAUGUACUAUAAUAAUUUCAGUCUUUUCAGAGUCUGCUCUCUUUUUGCUUGAAGUUCAGGUGGGUGUAAAGAUGCUGUUUUAUGUUCUAGUGCCUAAAUGGCUGCCCGGUCACAAAUCUUUGAAAGAUUGAGGAUCUAUGCUUUUGUA